Messenger RNA from Peromyscus leucopus (white-footed mouse), 3350 nucleotides. It is a transcript of the gene Slc20a1, whose product is annotated as solute carrier family 20 member 1. The coding region runs from base 490 to 1227 and encodes 245 amino acids. Gene Ontology annotation, molecular function: phosphate transmembrane transporter activity. The record is from RefSeq and is a predicted model, not a curated record. The transcript has 6 exons. Gene Ontology annotation, cellular component: membrane. Lineage: Eukaryota; Metazoa; Chordata; Mammalia; Rodentia; Cricetidae. Gene Ontology annotation, biological process: phosphate ion transmembrane transport.
UAGGGGCCCGGCGGCGUGCUCGCUAGAGUGAUGGCCGCCGGCGCGCGCUGCGCGAUUUCUUCUCCCAGCCUCUGAGGCGCCCGCGGCUGUUUCCGAGUGGGUGUCGAGCCCCGUUUCGUGUCGGUUCCCGCUGCCGCCGCCCGCCCCGGGCUGUGCGUCCGCGGCUCCAGCCUGCCUCAGCCCCCGUUCUCCUGGUCUCCGCUCGGCCUUCAGUUUCCUUUGGAUGAACUUGCGUCCUUUCUUUAAUCCGCCAUGGAAUUCUGCUCCGUGCUUGUAGCCCUCCAGAGCCAAAGAAACCCCAGACAACAGACGCCCAUACGCAGCCUAUAGCAGUAACUCCCCAGCCCGGUUUCCGUGCCGUAGUUUACAGUAUUUAAUUUUAUAUAAUAUAUACUAUUUAUUAUAGCAUUUUGAUACCUCAUUCCGUUUACACAUCUUGAAAGCCGCUCAGUAAUUCUCCUAUUAAUUAAAGAACCACUACACUAGAAAAUGGCAUCUACUGUGGCACCGAUCACUAGUACUCUAGCUGCUGUUACUGCUGCUGCUCCCUCGGUGGAUGACAAACUAUGGAUGCUCAUCCUGGGCUUCAUCAUCGCAUUUGUCCUGGCAUUCUCCGUGGGAGCCAAUGAUGUAGCAAAUUCGUUUGGUACAGCUGUGGGUUCAGGUGUGGUGACCCUGAAGCAAGCCUGCAUCCUCGCUAGCAUCUUCGAAACUGUGGGCUCCGCCUUGCUGGGGGCCAAAGUGAGUGAAACCAUCCGGAAGGGCUUGAUUGAUGUGGAGAUGUACAACUCCACUCAAGGCCUGCUCAUGGCUGGCUCUGUCAGUGCUAUGUUUGGUUCUGCGGUGUGGCAACUAGUGGCUUCGUUUUUGAAGCUCCCCAUUUCUGGGACCCAUUGUAUUGUCGGUGCAACCAUCGGUUUCUCCCUCGUGGCGAAGGGGCAGAGGGGCGUCAAGUGGUCUGAACUGAUAAAAAUUGUGAUGUCUUGGUUCGUCUCUCCACUGCUCUCCGGUAUUAUGUCUGGAAUUUUAUUCUUCCUUGUUCGUGCAUUCAUCCUCCGUAAGGCAGAUCCAGUUCCUAAUGGCUUACGUGCUUUACCAGUUUUUUAUGCCUGCACAAUUGGAAUAAACCUCUUUUCCAUUAUGUAUACUGGAGCACCGUGGCUGAAAUCUCCUAGAAGGUGGCUGGCCUGCGCCCAUUUCAGAAGGCUGCAGGCUAGUGUAUGCUGAGUUAACCUAGAUAGUUUUCAACCAAAGAGACCUGCUCAGAUUCUAAAUCACUACAGACCUUUCCUCUUUAGUCUUCACAGGAUCCACUGAUAAUAUGACCUUCUCCCUUCCCUUUCUCAUAUCUAUGCUAAAAAUGCUGGAAUUGAUACUGGCCUCAACUACUGAAGAGUCAUUAGUUAAUCUCUUCUUCAAUAACUGGUCAUGUAGGACUGGUUGUUGGGUGUCAUUUUUCUCUCCCAGUUGGAGCAAUUUCAGUUUCUAAGUUCUCAGUUUGCGCCCCUGAAUUUACUUGAAUGCGAAGAGUUGAAUGUCUAACACCUGGUCUAACUACACGUGGAAGAAGAAUUUCUGCAGCUAAGAGGAAGCAUUUGAGAGGAUAGGAAGGUUCUGGUGUUGACUGCUUUCAUAGUGGGACUCAGGGAAGGCAAGAAUUCAUUUAUGACAACUGAGAGAUUGAUAGCUUGGACCUUGUGAGGCAGAGCAGUAUAUAGUUCUGGCAUCUAGGAUCAUUUGGCGUGCUGGUUCUUCACUACAUAAAAACCUAGACAGUUACUGCAAUUAUUCUUCUGACUAAUCUGUGAGAAAAAUUGUGUGCUGCCCAGAGCACGCCCAUGUCCAUGUCCGUGUGUAUGUAAAUAGAAAGGUAGCAAAGGGAUUUGUCCUUAUGUAAUAGAUGCUCACAUCUUCAAUUCUUAAAGGAUUUUAAUGCUUGUGACCUCUAACCUGGUUCCACUUCUGACUACUGGAUUGUGAUCUGUUUAUUAUUGCCACUGAAAUUAUGUAGUAAGUCACUGAGGAAAACAGAAACAGCUAGCAGAGUACUUCUAACAUUUUUGUUCUUGAAAUGUCAGUAAAGAACAGCUUUCGGACAGGACUAGUCUUGAUGCAAGAACUUUGCUACUCUUGUUCUGUCCUUUAUGGAUCAUUUAUAAGGAAAACCAGUUCUUUCAUUCCUUUUGACUUGGAAUGUGAACAGAUUUAAAUUGUGAUAGAGACUGACUAAAGCUCAUGUGUAUUUUACUUUGGUGGCUAACUGCAUGGUCACAGUUAAAAGCAGAACUUAAAAUGAAGAGACCAGUAGUCACCACAGAACUUCAGUUUAUGUUCAGUUCUUAAAGGCUAGUUCUUGUAUUUUUUGUCUCUUUCAGUGCUGGGGAUUGAAUCUAGGGCCUUAUGAAGCUAGGCUGAAGCUACCACUCUGACCUAAAAGGUUUUGAUGGAACAAUGUUUCCAUUUUCUAAGUGACUUAACAUGCAGUAAGCACAAUCAAGUGAAACAAGUGCAGGUGACUACCAUGCAGACAGUGGUGCCCUGGGUUUCAGUAACGUGAAGUGGUCUUGACUUGAGUGCAGGCAGCAGCCCCAGUAGCCUGCAUGUAGUGGUAAGCUGGUACUGACCAACGCUGCUGAUCCUGAGAGCCUUGAGCCAAGGGAACAAGAACAAGUCUCUCAGUGGCUUGUUAGUGAACUACCACUAAACCUUUCCUUUGUGAAAGACCACUGUUUAAACCCCUGUCUUGCUGUAGUUAACAGCCCUGUUUUCUGUUAGCUUGAUGGUAGUUUUGCAGAGACAAUCAGUUUCCCUGAAGGCUGCCUGGUACAGUGAAUGUGGCAACUUUCCACAGUUGUGUCAGCACGACACUUACUGAAACACCUUCUCUUUUUAAUGUUAAAAUUAAUCAUGUGUAAGGGUAAUAUGUGACAGUUAGAAUGAGGAGCUGGGUGGAGAAAGGGAUGCUUUGGUUGAUUUUAUAGCUUCCGGUCGUCAAUGGAGUGAUUCCAAGAACAUGAAGAAACUUAGUGCCUGAGUCCAGCAGUGAUUCGGUGGGGCUGGUUGCUGUGGGAUGAGAUGGUCAUUGGGUUUUCUCCAUGGUCUGUAUAGCCACUAGCCUCAUGAAACUCCAGAAUGACAGCAGCUUCAAGGGUGAUGGGCUAGCUUGGGGAAGCCCCCCUUCCCCUCAGGAAGGUUUACACGUUGUUACAGGGGGCUGUUGCCCUGGGGUUUUCAAGAUGCACCAUUUUAUCUCGUAGUGCUGGGCUUUGACAAACUUCCUCUGUGGGGUACCAUCCUCAUCUCGGUGGGAUGUGCAGUUUUCUGUGCCCUUUUCGUCUGGUUCUUUGUAU